CCUGAUGCUGGUGAGAUGGAUGACUCUCAGGACGAGCACGGCCAAAGACUAGCAGGACCUGUUGUUAUUGAGGUAGAGAAGGUCACAGCCUUUGACUCUAGUGACCUGGCAAUGGGAGAUAUCAGUGAACAUGAUGUGUCUAAGGAAAAGACAACCAUGAUUCAAGUUGGCGAAGGGGAGUAUGUUUCUGUGGGCAGAGAAGGACUUCUUCUUUCACCUUCCAUCAUGGCACAGUCUGAAGGUCAAGAUGCCAUGAGAGUUGCCUGGAGGAUGGGCAAUCAAACGGAUUCUGAAAAUAAGCUGCAGCUGUUUGUAGUCAACAUUGUUGGGGCCAAGUUUUCCAGUGACAUCAGCAGUGAUAUCAG
Messenger RNA from Candidula unifasciata, 365 nucleotides. NCBI's taxonomy places the organism in Eukaryota, Metazoa, Mollusca, Gastropoda, Stylommatophora, Geomitridae. The record is from the annotation of a GenBank genome assembly.